Molecule: messenger RNA, 2125 nt
Organism: Protopterus annectens (West African lungfish)
Lineage: Eukaryota; Metazoa; Chordata; Ceratodontiformes; Protopteridae
Gene: FOXB2
Product: forkhead box B2
Exons: 1
Coding region: 390-1349 (319 amino acids)
Biological process (GO): regulation of transcription by RNA polymerase II; anatomical structure morphogenesis; cell differentiation
Molecular function (GO): DNA-binding transcription factor activity, RNA polymerase II-specific; RNA polymerase II cis-regulatory region sequence-specific DNA binding
Source: RefSeq, a predicted model, not a curated record
CUAACUAACUCUGAACUUUGAGACUAAUGUGGGGAGCAGUUAUUUAUCCAGUAGUCACAGCUUCUCCACUGGAUGUACAGGUUAUAUAUACCGGAAUUCAUCCGCACCUACCACUCCAAAAAAAUCUGACAAGCCACCCUAACAAAUAUAUAAAUUCAGGGCAUAUAGACCUUAUCCUUUAAAUCUAGAUUGCAUUCCUUAAAUUCCCAGUGUCAGACGUCACGUCCUAUCUUCUUAAGAUAUUUGCUGUUUAUUAAAGGACGAGUACCAGUAUCCCACUUGCCUCUUUGAAGCUGACUUGCCACUUGGAGUGGAGACUUGUGCAACUACUAGGAAUUGACCACAAGUAGUAAAAUUUGCUUGUUUUAUUUAGUUCCUGCUCGAACACAAUGCCUCGGCCAGGGAAAAACUCUUACAGCGACCAAAAGCCUCCCUAUUCCUAUAUAUCUCUCACAGCUAUGGCCAUUCAGAGUUCUGCAGAAAAGAUGCUGCCCCUAAGUGACAUCUACAAGUUUAUUAUGGAUCGCUUUCCCUACUACCGAGAAAAUACUCAAAGGUGGCAAAAUUCUUUGCGGCACAACCUUUCAUUCAAUGACUGCUUCAUCAAGAUCCCGAGGAGACCAGACCAACCAGGCAAGGGCAGCUUUUGGGCUCUCCAUCCGGACUGUGGGGACAUGUUCGAGAACGGCAGCUUCCUAAGAAGAAGAAAACGAUUCAAAGUCCACCGCUCGGAUCACUUAGCUUCCAAAAAUUCUCAAAUGAUUCAUUACUUUCACCAUCCACAUCAACAAGCUAAACUGGGCAUUGGACCACCAGAGGCAGCUGCGGCUGCUGCUGCGGCUGCUGGCAUGGGGAGGCUGUCCCAUUUCCAACCCUACAGCAUCAAUGGAAGUCAGUCAAGUGGAUUUAAGCACCCGUUUGCGAUUGAAAAUAUCAUAGGAAGGGACUACAAGAGCAUGAUGGCUAGCGGUCUUCCUCUUGCUUCUGUAAUGCAUCACCUGGGCUACCCAGUCCCCAGUCAACUAAGCAAUAUGGUCAGUUCCAUGUGGCCUCACGUUGGGAUGAUGGAUUCAAUGGCAGGUAUGCCAAUGUCUUCUGACUACGGACCAUUUGCAAUGCCCAUGAAAGCAAUCUGCCACCCAACUAGCAGUCAGACUAUGCCAGCUGUCCCUGUGCCAAUAAAACCCACCCCGUCACUGCCGCAAGUUUCAGCCAUGUCAAAUCUGGCGGGUGGCCCAACUCAUAUGUGCUCCUCUGUUUCUUCACUACAGGAGCAGCAGCCCUCAGACUCAGCAGAAGUGUGCAAGAACACUGGCAACUCUUUACACCUAGUGCUAGCGCAUUCCUAGGAGCCAUGUAACACUGGACCCUUGGCUAACAUUUAGGGGUAAGGGGAGCAGGGGGACAAAUAUUUACAUUUUAAUUUUGAUGUGAAUCAAUCCUUGUAAAAUACUUUACUUCGAUCUGCUUUAUGUAUUGAGAUGUUGUACAAUCAGAUAUUAUAGAAGAAUCAUUCAGGUAAGAUAUUUACUUUGUUCUACAGCACAAAUGUUUAAAGUGACGUGACCUUCCCGGUAAAUAAUUGUUAAGUGUUGUAAGGUAUGUAACAUAUCUAGCAAAUCUCCUAUACUUAGUUCGGGCACACUUAUAGGAAACUGCAGCAACUGCUCUAAGUAUUGCGAACUAUAACCAGCAAGCAAUUGUCUUUACAUUUAACAGUUAAACUCACUGCUUUUAGGUCUCUUGAAGUGUUUUCAUUAAUUAUGCAGAGUUUUUGUAUUUAAUGUUUGUAGAAGACGCACACAUAAUUUAGACGAUUUUUUAGAGGGGUAGUAUAAUAAGGUUAAGGGUAGGCCCUCAGUGAAACUUAAAAGUGAUCUUUUUUUUAAUAACAGCGACGUCCCAUAUUUUUAUGUUUGCAAAAACUUGUCAAUUUCUCUUUUGAAGUAUUCGCUUUUACAUAUUCCCAAGAACAACAUAUAAUCAAUUUUAUUGAGUUAUUUUACUGUUUUAGAACUGUCUUCUUUUUGUACCAGAACAUUGUGCGAUGUGAGUUUCUUGCCUGCAGAUAAGAUGCACAUUGAGCCUAAUUAAAAUAAAUAAAUAAAUAAAUAAAUGAAUAAAA